Molecule: messenger RNA, 493 nt
Organism: Musa acuminata subsp. malaccensis (wild Malaysian banana)
Lineage: Eukaryota; Viridiplantae; Streptophyta; Magnoliopsida; Zingiberales; Musaceae
Product: protein BRICK1
Biological process (GO): actin filament organization; cell motility; regulation of actin polymerization or depolymerization
Cellular component (GO): SCAR complex
Molecular function (GO): protein-containing complex binding
Source: RefSeq, a predicted model, not a curated record
UCUCCAUCUCUCAUCCUUCAUUACAGGCAGCUGCUACUGCUGAUCUGCUGCUGCUUGCUGGUCUCCUUCCUCCUCGUUUGGUUUGUUGUGAUCAGAUCGGAUUCAGAUCGAAUGGCGAGGGCGGGAGGGAUGACGAACGCGGUGAACGUGGGGAUCGCCGUCCAGGCCGACUGGGAGAACCGCGAGUUCAUCGCCAACAUCUCCCUAAACAUUCGCCGCCUCUUUGACUUCCUCCUCCAAUUCGAGGCUACAACAAAGGGCAAGCUGGCUGCAUUGAAUGAGAAGCUUGAUGUCUUAGAGCAUAGGUUGCAGGUGCUUGAGGUCCAAGUCAGCAGUGUAACAACAAAUCCCUCUGUGUUUAACUAAGUUGUACUUCUGAUAUGUUCUCUGAUACUGUAACUAGAUUGUUAGACCUCUGGAAAUUACAACCUAUCUUGUCAAUUUCACACAUCGUUUUUCAAUAUGGCCAUGGGGAUUUUAUAUGCCUCUUAUU